Molecule: messenger RNA, 720 nt
Organism: Quercus lobata
Lineage: Eukaryota; Viridiplantae; Streptophyta; Magnoliopsida; Fagales; Fagaceae
Product: thaumatin-like protein 1
Exons: 2
Coding region: 1-720 (239 amino acids)
Source: RefSeq, a predicted model, not a curated record
AUGGUUUUUAUCCUGAGAUUGACUCUUACUGGUGUGGGGGCUCACUCAGUUACAUUUGCAAUCACAAACAACUGCCCAUUCAAAGUCUGGCCAGGAACCUUAACUGGCUCCGGCAGUCCUCAGUUAUCUCUAUUAACUGGUUUGGAGUUGGCUUCCGGUGCUUCAUCCUCUCUUAAUGUCCAUCCCCCAUGGUCUGGUCGGUUUUGGGCACGAUAUCAAUGUUCUAAGGACCACUUUGGAAAGUUUAGUUGCAGCAGUGGAGAUUGUGGAUCAGGUCAAAUAGCAUGCAAUGGUGCUGGUGCAAUUCCACCAGCUUCCCUAGUGGAAUUCACGGUUGCAACAAAUGGUGGACGAGAUUUCUAUGAUGUUAGUCUUGUGGAUGGCUUUAAUUUGCCAAUCUCAGUAACCCCCCAUGGUGGAAAAGAAGGGUGUAAUACCACAAGCUGCAGAGCUAAUGUGAACACAGUUUGUCCUCUCGAGUUGGCUGUGAAAGCAUCAGAUGGUAGUGUAAUUGCUUGCAAGAGUGCAUGUUUGGCAUUCAAACAGCCACAAUACUGUUGUACAGGUGAUUUUGGUUCGCCAUAUACAUGCUCGCCAUCUAACUAUUCAAGGAUUUUCAAGGACCAAUGUCCACAAGCUUAUAGCUAUGCUUAUGAUGAUAAAUCUAGCACCUUUACUUGCACAGGUGGGGCUGACUAUGCCAUAACUUUCUGUCCUUAA